UACAAAGUUGGUAUUAAUUACUGAAGGAUUCAUACCAUGUCGUCACCAUCUGUUGUCCUCUACUAAUAAUAAUAAUCAUCCAGCAGUCUGCGCCCCAAUGAGAGAUGAGAGGCUACGUACUUUUUCCAUUCUGUUGAAAGGGGCUUAGUAACUUGUCCCUCCCACCCGGCGCUUCCGCAACAAAAUGAGCCUGACCUCUUAUAUCUAUUACCCAUAAUCCUCCUACUCUUCCUUCUCUACCUAAUUACUUCUACUUCGUGGAGGCUUACCUAUACCCUCUCACUUUCACUCCAGGUUCCCUUCUUCACCACCACGUUUCUCUGACAUUCCUCAACCUCCAGGCGACUCCACGCGCAAGCGCUGCAUCCUGCAUUCCAGCCCUAUCAAGCCUCAAUCAAGAGAAAUUGCGCGCAGAGAGCACAGGCCAUCAUGGCACCCUCCCUUGGCCUCCUCGACCUCCCACGACCAAAAACGUUCUUGCGUUCCAUGUCCUUGCGCACCGGCGCCGAGAUCAUCACUUUCCUCCAGGUCAUCAACAAGGUCUCCGGUCUCUAUGGCAUGCUCGCUCUCCUGACCGGAGCGCACCUCUCUGGCCUCCAACUGUCCAUGUACCUUUAUUCGACCAUUGUCCUCGUCCUCACCGUAUUCCUUUACAAGCACAUCAGAAUCCAGAGCCCCUUCGAGACUCUGGUUCUUGCCCACGUCUAUGCGCUCGACUCGGUAGUUAACGCCUGCUACACUGCUUUCUUUGGCCUCGCAUGGUUCUACGUCCUCGCACAACACCCCGAAACCGCUGGAACACCCGGUGCCGCAGGAAUUUCUGAGAAUGCCGGCUUCACGAGCCCCAAGUACAACGUCUCUAAGGUCGACAUCGUCGCCGAGCCCGCAGGUGGAUUGCAGCCAGGACAGAACGCCGUCGCUGUUGGACAGCCCGCCGCCAAUGCCGGCCUCGGAAACGCCAUCUUCCAGAGCGGAAGCAUUAUGAGUGUCUCGCUCAUCGCCGGAUUCUGGGCCCUCAGGGUGUACUUCGUCUUCAUCAUGCUCGCUUUCGCGCGCCAGUGCUUGCGCCAACACAUCGCCACCAAUUCCUCAUCCGCCGCCUGGCAAUCCACUCAGCCCAGCAAUCUCGCCGAGAACCCAUUCGAGGAGGGUAAAGAGGAGGGCGAGGGAUACAAGGGCAAGAUCGGCAGACUCAUGAUGAAGUGCGCUCCCACGUACUGGCUCGGCGCUGAUGAGGGAGAGGAUUGGAUGCGUGGCGUCGGCGGAAAGUUCAGGAAGAACAUCAGCCUCAACCCUGCACCCGUAGGCGUGAACGAGCGCGAGAGGAGACGCAGGAGCGGAACCGGCCCACCAGCUCCUCCACGAGAACUCGUCGCACCACAGUUGGCGGAUCUCCAAGAAGUGAGGUAGAAGAAGUUUUGCAUAUCAUCGCUACGAAUCUUCAUCUAUUCCAUCUUGAUUGCGGACGCUUUCGUCUUGUCGUCCGCAAAUUUGUGUGCUUGGGCAUCUCAAGGGCGUCUAAUCAAUAUAGCGUUGAAUAUCGCGUUGACUAAACUCAUUUCUCGAGGGGAGCAAGCAAUUGAGCUUGCGGAGUGGUGGCCUAGAAAUACGAUCUAAUAAUGGGAAUGGUCUACAAUGUAUUAUAAACAUCGACGGCGAGGAUAUCCAGCAUUUUUGGGACUCUGGAGUUCAACAGGAGCAGUAGAACAGGACCAUGGUGUGUCCUUUCGUUUUUACUUGCCUAAUAGCACAGUGUAGCGUUUUCCUGCUCAUAACUUAUUUACUACCAUAUCCAAUC
Aaosphaeria arxii CBS 175.79 is the source of this 1798-nucleotide messenger RNA. Its product is annotated as DUF1753-domain-containing protein. NCBI's taxonomy places the organism in Eukaryota, Fungi, Ascomycota, Dothideomycetes, Pleosporales. Gene Ontology annotation, biological process: inositol phosphoceramide metabolic process. The transcript has 2 exons. The coding region runs from base 430 to 1410 and encodes 326 amino acids. The record is from RefSeq and is a predicted model, not a curated record. Gene Ontology annotation, cellular component: Golgi membrane; inositol phosphoceramide synthase complex. Gene Ontology annotation, molecular function: inositol phosphoceramide synthase regulator activity.